AUGGCUCUAAGUACCCCAGAGAACUCGAGCGACACGAAUGCGUCUCUAGACCUGCUGCAAGUUAGAUUACGGCGGCUCGAGUUCCUACUUUCAGGCGCGAGCGAUGUUGAUGGAAGUCCGGCGCCAGCAGUCAAACCACUUGACGGGGCUGCUACAGUGAUCGCACGCCUAGAGAGUCUCAGAGCAGGCUUCAGCAAGGUGAGGAAGGGCGAUGAUACUGUCGCAGCCAUACUCAAUGAUGUUGAAGCGAUAUUCAACAAGUAUCCCGAGCUACAUAAAAAUGCCUCCGACGCGACGUCGCAAGAUCACUCGACGCAAGCAUCGGUGGUGCUUGCCAAUGCGACCCUCUAUCCCGAGACUGCUUCACGACUAGCGUCGCUACAAAACCUGCAAAUACCGCCAGCUGAGAGCAGUGGCAAACUCACGGCUCUGCGCGCAGACAUAGAAAAUUGUCGCGCAGAGCAGCAAAAGAUUGAUGCAGAAGUCCAGGAACUACGAAAGCGCAGCGCUCAAUGUCUGGAGUGGUGGGUCAAGACUGGCAUCGUGGGCAUGGGCGACUUGUGGGAGGAUUGGGAGUAUCGGCUGACUGAGCUCGAACGUCAAGUCACGCGGUUUGAGAGGCUUCAGAAGGACCGAGCAGGUAUAUGUGAUGUAAUAGAGUGUCUGGUGUACCUAGACAUCAGACCAGGACGACAUGAGGGCCAGAUGGCGCCCACGACUAGACGCGAGACCGCAAGUCACGACUCCGAACGUCGUCGUUACACGCAUGCAGAGCCAUCAAGAGCUUUGUGUGACACAUUGGCAGCCGACGUUGUACACGACGGAGACUGA
Molecule: messenger RNA, 831 nt
Organism: Cyphellophora attinorum
Lineage: Eukaryota; Fungi; Ascomycota; Eurotiomycetes; Chaetothyriales; Cyphellophoraceae
Exons: 2
Coding region: 1-831 (276 amino acids)
Source: RefSeq, a predicted model, not a curated record